Molecule: messenger RNA, 3720 nt
Organism: Exophiala aquamarina CBS 119918
Lineage: Eukaryota; Fungi; Ascomycota; Eurotiomycetes; Chaetothyriales; Herpotrichiellaceae
Exons: 3
Coding region: 1-3720 (1239 amino acids)
Molecular function (GO): protein binding
Source: RefSeq, a predicted model, not a curated record
AUGGCGCCUCCUUCCUGUGUCCAUCCGACUGUAAAUUCUGACAACGAGCAAGCUCAUAUUAAAAUAGAUACAUCAACUUCUCCUUUGCAAGCGACCUUUACCGCCCUCCCUGCAGAAAUUCUCCAGCGAAUCCUCUAUUUCGCCAGUACGCCUACCUUCUUCCAACUCAUACUAGUGAAUCGGCAGCUCUUCAAUGUAGCAGCGGAAUCACGAGAGGUUAUUCUUCACCAUUUGCGACACUUGCCAGGUUUAAAACUUGGACUCAGCGACCAUUGCAUCACCACAUCCGAACUAUUCCUGAUUUUACGUCAGCGCGCUGCCACUAACCUCUACGGCACAAACUUCACUGCCGACUGCAAGAGCUGUGCUUUUUCGAAUGAUGUGCUACCUAAUUCUCACGCUUCUAGCCUCGAAAUAGGGGCAGAUGGCUACCCUCAGCUGUCUAUGGUCGUCAAGAACGACCCGUCCAUCCAUCUAUACACGAAAUAUGGCUCGUACCGCGAAACGAUUGAAUCUCCAUAUGCAGAUGGCGAGGCAAACAUUGUCCAAGUCGUCCAGAAUGACGGCAUAAUCUCUGUGCUCUAUGCAUGGACACCACCUGAGCAGGACCUUGCCAGUAGGAUUGAUGAUCACGAGCCCACCAUCAGAGGGUCCACUAAAAGCAUCCUGACCAUGUCCCAUCAUUCUUAUCGCCGUGGGUUGCCCUUGACUAUAAGGAUGAAUCCGACUUCGGCUUCAAAGUCUGCACGGUCUGUUAGAUAUCAUCUACUCCACUACAAUAUGUAUACGAACGACCCGCCAAUUUUCUUCCACAUCCCAACGCAUAGAUCUCUACGCAACACUCUUCUGGCUCCUGUCCACCUUGCCAUUUACAGCCGAAUUUUAUGUGCUAUCAUCUGGGACGAGCCGAACGUCAUGCGACCGACAGCCCGUGCCUCAGUCGUACUCUACAGCGCUGAUCGCCUACCACGGAGGGAGGAAGGCAUAUACUCUGCCUUUGUAGUGUAUCCUUUCGAUCACCCGGCUAAAAUCUUCAGCACUGGUGUCAAAAGCGUACUCACCAAGGAUAAGGACCACAACACUAAUGAUGAUGAUGAUGAUGGUAGUGGUGAGCAACUCUGGACAGCUACGAAUCCUAAAGAGGCAACGCACGACUGUGACCUCCGACUGAGCGACACACGACACAGGCCACGGGCAGUCUCAUUCUUUAAGGAUGGCCGCCGACUAGCCCUUUACGCACCGGGCUCUAGCGUACCUUACAUGACACUGCUUGCCAACGAGGUCUUGAGACACCAGCUGACCCCAAGCAUCGGGACUCGGCAACUACUACACCUGGAGCCCGGUGUGUCAUCACUAUCGAGCUUGAUGGAACGACGAGAAGAGCGAUUCCACCUUCUACGCAUCAGCGCAAGUGACACCAAUGCCACGACUAUCAAUGGACUAGGAUUCCACAUAUCACUACCAUUCUUCAGCAGGCACGACAGCAUGUUCGCGCAUACCGGGAACGGAUUGGACGAUUUCUGUAUAACAGACGACCUGUGCAUUGGCAUCACGAAGGUCCCGGACGUGAUGGUCUUCUCAGAGCGACUAUCCCGGCACACAGUUGACGUGCCCGGCCCUCCGGUCCUCACCAUCGUGCAGAUCCGCCGACGCAAGACUUAUGAUUCUUGCACGCACAUUGAAACCAAGGAUGAUCUGCCGCCCUUACCACCUCCGCCUCGACCGCCGCUGCCUAGGACCGCCAUAACAGAAACGGAACAGCUCCCCCAGCAAACACAAACUGCGCCUACUAACGAUCAUGAUAUCGGCCACCCAUCCAACGUAGCGAAUCACGCCGUUGACCCGGACCAAGAUCAUCAGCAUCAACUUGAAAUUCUAUCAGUGACAGAAGAGAUCGUCGCUUUUCCGCGAAACAUCGCGGGCACGGAUCUGCGAGUUGUUGCCAGGCUCUGGGGAUGGGCGCCUCAGAGCACAACACUGACAGGCUUGGAUACGGUAAGUGUGUCACCAAAUGGUCAGCGGAUUGCGGUAGCGCAGUGGGAUCGAGUACUUAUCUACGCGCUUGACCCUGCUGCUCUGUGUGAACCGCCGUUUGACCAAGAUAUUGCCCAUGACGGUAGCAGUGACGGAACCAUUUCUGAGGCUGGAACUGAUUGGGCCAGCGUCACUGAUAGUGGCAGUGAUGAUGGCAAUGAUAGCGAUGCUGGGUCGAACGUAAUAGUUCUCCAUUCCCCAGAAACUUCAUCAAAUAUUGCCAAUACCCAUGCCGUGAGCAACGACAGCAACAGCGGACAUGAUAUCAUGCUCACCAACAACAAUCCCAGCAACAACACAACUGAUGAAAACGAAGAUGAACAAAGCCUGAACUCCACUCAGCCGCCGCCUUCUGAUCCUGACAAUCCACCACCAGUACCAUCCACUACACAAGCACCAGAACAAGAGCAACCAAUGUCACCGGCGGUUCCCGAACCGCCAUUAUCCACAUUCCCCUCGCUCCACCCUACAGCAGGUGGUUCCAAAAGCCUAGCGUCAUCGUCGGGGGGAAGCUCUUCAAGCUCCACUUCUUCGGAAGGCCUUCUGAAGUUCUACCCUCGCACAUUCAGUGGAUUCUUGGGAGUGAAGGUGGUAGAAUUACGUCCUAUAGUCCUGAAAAUGGAAGGCGGUGCAGUAGUAAGGAAAAUGGCUUGGGCCCUGAGUUGUGGCUCUGGCGAAACUUAUGGCAAUAGCGAUAGUGAUGAAGGGGACGAGGAGCAACAGCAGAGCCCUGACAGCGAAGCAGCGGAGUACCAAGAAGAGGGAACAGAGGAGGUGUUACUGGAUGAGAAGAACUAUGACGGAGACACAGACGCUGGCAGAGUUUCAGCAGCAGAUGGUCAGAUCGAGGCGGAAGGAAUCCACACCGGGCAACAGAGUCAAGAUAUCCAGAAGAACGCGCAACCACAGCUGGCAAACACAACCGCCAAGCAUCAGCAUGCAAACGCAGGACCCGGAUCAUCUGUUGCUCCAACAGCAACGAAGCCUCUUCCUGGUGAGAAGGACAGAGAUAUAAGCCCAACAGCCACAACCACAGCCGCAAUUUCAAACACUAGAGACCUACCACCUCAGGCCUCCCUGGAAAGGGUACAAUCCCCAUCCAGUCCUGGACUGACACCAGCAUCGAGACUACAGAUCUCCGACUCAGAAUUACUGCAUCAAAUUAAAUUCGUGAAGCGGCCGCCGGAAUAUACCAUGGCGUUGGGUGGUGGCGAUUUUGUCACUAAUACCGUCAUUGGAAUGAACGAGGUGUAUGGUCCACUUUCUCCUUCUACUUCGUCUACGCAGGAUAAAGGUGGCGGAGGUAAGAAACCAGAGAUUGUUAUCAUUGAUAAUAGUACUAACACGACAACACUCGACACCAUUGGCGGCGGCGUUGCAGUGGACAAACAACAGCCCGACGACGACAAUGACAAGGCUAAUGCUACUACUACCACCAUCACCACCGAGGAGAGACCCUCGAGCCCGUCACAUUCACACACAUCUUCAACCCAACAUCGUGUUCCGUCGGUGGUAAGUUCUAUCACAGAGCGGCCGAGGCGGAAACCCAAGCGCCGCAAGAAGGUCAUGGAGAAUGAAAUAGUCAUCAUGACGGAUCGGGAUGUCCAGGUUUGGGAUCUUGGUGUUUGGGGCAGGGCGAGGCGUGUGCAGGGCGAGUUCGUCAGGCCACCAGCUUCGUCAUGGUGA